AGACAAUAUCAGCUUCUCACAAAGCUCGGCGCCGUCUCUCCCCCGGGCGCAGCAACCUCAACAAUCGCCUUCAUCCCUUCCAAAAUCCCCGUCGAUCGGGCGACCUUAACCUCCCCGGAGCCAUUCUCGGUAGCCGAUGGCAGCCGUGCGGGCUUGGAAGGCGCCCGCUCGACCCGUUCCCUUUGGUGGUCAUCCAAACCCUGCAGAGCCCCCUAACCAACUACUUCCCUCUUUAAGACCCAUCACACCUUCCUUCAGGGUUCAACUUAAAAUUUGCCAGCAAUUCUUCAUCUGCAAAGCAAAAACAUAUGAAUAUGGAGUAGCUAGCGAUUUCAACUUUAAUGCAAUUCCUUCGAGUUUGUUGGCUGCAGAGAGAGAGGAGGCAAAAGCUGUAUUAUCAUUGUUUUUGAGAAAACAGGGUUUGAGCAAUGCAAUGGCAGCAAGGACUAUCAAGAAGUCAGAUUGUUUUAUUGACAACCUCAUAUCAAAACUCCAUACAAUACAUAAAUCUCGAUAUCUAGUCGGAAGAGAGCUUACCACACUUGAAAUCAGAAAUGCACUUGCUCCAUACCUAGACUCACUUCUUGAAGAACAUGGAGAUGUUUUGGUGGAUGUGGUGGAGAGCUUUCCGAACCCUCCAGGUGUCAAAAGAUCCGUUCUGACUUCUCCUGUAAAAGUCGUCGGUCCUUCCUCCAAGAAAGAAAGAGCCAUUGCUCGAGUGAGUCAACGGAGUCCUGAAGGCCUACUGCCAGAACAUGUCCUGUACCUCAUGGACCUCGGUAUGGACCUUGACCGGAUUAAGGACAUUGCCCGUAGGUUCCCAGCCUUUGCUUACUACAAUUUGGACCGCAAAAUUAAACCUGUGGUGGAGCUAUUCCUAGAGCUUGGCGUGCCCCAGUCAGACAUUCCUACCAUUCUUUAUAAAAGACCUCAGCUAUGUGGUAUCAGCUUAUCAGAGAAUCUGAAACCCAUGAUGACUUAUUUAGAGAGUUUGGGUGUGGAUAACAGCCAGUGGUCUAAGGUGAUAUACCGGUUCCCUGCAUUGCUCACUUACAGCAGACAGAAGGUGAAGGCGUCCGUGGAUUACCUUUCUGAACUGGGUGUUUCGGAAAAGAAUAUUGGAAAAAUUUUGACACGCUGCCCUCAUAUCAUAAGCUAUAGUGUGGAUGAUAAUCUUAAACCCACAGUUGAAUACUUUCGUUCAAUGGGUGUUAAUGUUGCCUCUCUUAUUCACAAAUGCCCGCAGACUUUUGGCUUGAGCAUAGAGGCGAAUCUCAAGCCAGUUACAGAGUUUUUCCUGGAGAGGGGUUACAGCAUUGAAGAGGUUGGUACCAUGGUUCAUAGAUAUGGAGCUUUAUAUACUUUCAGUUUGAGUGACAAUGUGAUGCCAAAAUGGAACUUCUUCUUGACAAUGGAAUACCCAAGAUCAGAGCUUGUCAAAUUUCCUCAUUACUUCGGCUACAGCUUGGAGGAUAGAAUAAAACCUAGAUAUAAACGAGUGAAAGAAUGUGGGGUGACGCUUGUGCUGAACCAGGUGCUGUCUGUUUCAAAUAGUCAGUUUGAGAAGAUACUUGAGAAAAAGAUGGGUAAACUAUGAGUUGCUCACCUUCGAAAAGGAAAACAUACUGAUGAUUUGCAAGCAAGGGCAGAUAUUGAAGAACCCAGACUGCAGCAAUGAUGGAACCAAUAAUCCUAUUUAGCAUUAAAUUGCUGCUGGUCAUACAUUUUAAUUGCAUUGGAAUUGAGAUUACGUGGUAUGGUGUCUGUAGCCUUUUGUACACUAUUUGCAUGUUGUAAGCUUGCUUUCUGACAAUACUGAAUGCUUUGUUUACCAGUGUUUGAUUUAUCAACAACAGCAUCUGCAACGUUUGAUUGCAAAAUGCUAGUUUUGACCAAAUUGUUAUCCACUAGGUUUUAGUGGCAA
Molecule: messenger RNA, 1924 nt
Organism: Phoenix dactylifera (date palm)
Lineage: Eukaryota; Viridiplantae; Streptophyta; Magnoliopsida; Arecales; Arecaceae
Gene: MDA1
Product: Mitochondrial transcription termination factor family protein
Biological process (GO): regulation of DNA-templated transcription
Molecular function (GO): double-stranded DNA binding
Source: RefSeq, a predicted model, not a curated record